Syzygium oleosum is the source of this 1694-nucleotide messenger RNA. RefSeq names its product mannan endo-1,4-beta-mannosidase 7-like. Gene Ontology annotation, molecular function: hydrolase activity, hydrolyzing O-glycosyl compounds. The record is from RefSeq and is a predicted model, not a curated record. NCBI's taxonomy places the organism in Eukaryota, Viridiplantae, Streptophyta, Magnoliopsida, Myrtales, Myrtaceae. The coding region runs from base 145 to 1437 and encodes 430 amino acids. The transcript is spliced from 5 exons.
ACAAAUUUCGCCAGGCCCUUUCCCCGGUCACAAAAUUAUAUUGUUAAUUCAAUCCAUCGAGGUUAAAAAGACCUCAAAGCUCCACAGGACUUCCAUUUUGAGAACAUUUUUCUUUGUGGCUGUUUUCACAGGGCAAGGGAAAACAUGAAGCAUCUGAGGGUGUUGUUGUUCUUGGCUCUUGUUCUGGUUCAAGAACGAGGGUCGCAUUUCGUUGUGAAGGCGGAAGAUCAAGGUGGGUUCAUGAAGACUGAGGGAGUGCACUUCAUGUUAAACGGGAGCCCCUUUUAUGCGAAUGGGUUCAAUGCCUACUGGUUGAUGAUCUUGGCGUCAGACCCAUCUCAGAGAGCCAAGGUCACCUCUGCUUUCCAGGAAGCUUCGAGCCAUGGCCUCUCCAUUGCCAGGACUUGGGCGUUCAGUGAUGGUGGGUACAUGCCCCUUCAGUCCUCUCCUGGUUCCUACAAUGAGCAGAUGUUCCAGGGAUUGGAUUUUGUGAUAUCAGAGGCUAAAAAGUUUGGGAUCAAGCUGGUGCUGAGUCUGGUGGAUAACUAUGAGGCAUUGGGAGGAAAGAAACGGUAUGUGGAGUGGGCAAGAGGCCAGGGACAGUCCAUAGCAUCCGAUGAUGACUUCUUCACCAAUCCUGUGGUGAAGGGUUAUUACAAAAAUCACAUCAAGACCGUUCUUACAAGAAGGAACAGCGUAACUGGGAUUGCUUAUAAGGAUGACCCGGCAAUAAUGGCUUGGGAGCUGAUGAAUGAAGUCAGAUGCCCUUCAGAUCCAUCAGGAAGGACCAUCCAGGCAUGGAUCACGGAGAUGGCUUCUUAUGUGAAAUCAAUCGAUGGGAACCAUUUACUGGAGGCCGGCCUAGAAGGGUUCUAUGCACAAUCCGCUGCUCAAAAGCAGCAAAACAACCCCGAUUUCCUCGUCGGAACUGACUUCAUCGAAAAUAAUCAGAUUCCUGGUAUUGACUUUGCAACGGUUCACUCAUAUCCUGAUCAAUGGUUGUCUGACCUGAGUGAAGGAAACCAAAUCUCCUUCCUCAGCAACUGGGUGAACACUCACAUUCAGGAUGCGCAGAACGUUCUCCGCAAGCCGCUCCUAUUCGCGGAGUUCGGGAUCUCAUCGAAAGACUCGGGCUACAACCAGAAUGAGAGGGACCAUUUUUUCGACACAGUCUAUUCGGCAAUCUAUUCCUCAGCUCGCGGAGGUGGGGCGGCAGCAGGCAGCAUGUUCUGGCAGCUUUUGACCGUAGGGAUGGACUCUUACCGAGACGGUUAUGAGAUCGUGUUGAGCGAGAGCCCGUCGACCGCGAGUGCAAUUGCUCAGCAGUCCCAGAAGCUCAACAGGAUAAGGAAGAUGUACGCGAGGCUGAAGAAUGUAGAGGAGUGGAAGAAGGCGAAUGACAGAAGGAGGAGCGAUGGCGGAAACACAGGAAACUGAAGAGUGGAAUUCCAAGAUCAAGUAAAGAAUACACAUGUAGGAAGGUCGAUAUAGGAUCGGGAUCGGGACAUUUGCUGUUUUGCAAACUCUUUCUGCUCGUCCAAGAUGGAAGCAGAGCAAAAUCUAACUGCGAGCCUAAUGUUUCGCGCUGUUGGGGGCUCAUUACACCAUCACCGGGAUGUUACCUCACUUGCAAUUCGAAGUUCGAAAGUUGAAUGUUUGUAUGAAAGUCAUGAGUGGAUUCAGUUUUUCCUUGA